GAGAGGGAGAGAGAGAGCGGGAACACAACCCAGUGACAAAGAGAUGGUGUGUGAGAGAGAGCCUUAGUCUGUCUGACUCUUGAUGGGUGUGUUGUUGCUUGUGUUUUCCUCUGAGAGCCGAGAUGCUCUUGUGCUUUCUGUCUUUCGGCGCUCCGUUUAGCUUCGAGCUGCAGACUGCUACAGCUGUACACUCGACCCAGCAUUAAGCCAGAGGAACACUCACACUGCACACACACCACUGCCGCGUCACCCUGCCGGCCGGAGAUGUGAGGGAGAGGGAGGAUACAGUCCUUUUGACACAAAGGGGAAGAAACUGCCUUUGAGAAUAUGAGAAGUUCAGACACACCAACAUUGCUGUGAGUUAGGAGGAGACUUGGCCCAACAGGAGAGGAACCACCUCCUAGGCAAACUGGAGAACCUCGAGCAGGUCCUCAAGCAUAUGCGAGAGGCUGCAGAGAGGAGGCAGCAUUUGGAAGAGGAGCAUGAGCAGGCCCUGGCUGUCCUCAGCACCAAACAGCAGGAGAUUCACCUUCUGCAGAGGGCUCAGGCAGAAGCUAGGAAAGAGCAUGAGGGAGCGGUUCACCUGUUAGAGGUCAAGGUUCAAGACCUGGAGCAGAAAUGCAGGUCAAAGACUGAACAGUUUGGCCAGCUGUCCAAGGACCUGGAGGAUUUCCAUCUGGAGGCUGAUACUGUGGACACCCUCAGCACUGAGCCUUUUUAUAAACACCAUAUUCCCAUUUCCCCGGAAAACAAAGUCUCCAAAAUCUUCAACGGACUGGCAGCCCAGGCAGGAAAAGGCAAUGAGAGCUCGGCAAACACUCCCCUGAUAUCCGAGUUCCUCCGCCCACUGCAGAUUGCAGACAGAGAUAGGUCAGAACUGCUGUCUGUUAACCCCGACGCCAGGACAAUGAGCCGCCCCAACAGCCCCCGACGGGUGACCCCGUCAGAGAUGGAAGAAGAGGCCAGGCCCGUGCCCAGGUCCAAGCCUCGCUACACUGGAACCGUCCGUCUCUGCACUGCCCGCUACAGUUAUAACCCUUAUGAUGGACCCAACGAGCACCCAGAGGCUGAGCUCCCCCUGGUGGCGGGGAAGUACCUGUACGUGUAUGGCACCAUGGAUGAUGACGGCUUCUACGAAGGAGAGCUACUGGAUGGGCAGCGGGGGCUGGUCCCCUCCAACUUUGUAGAGUUUGUACAAGACAAGGAGAAACCAUCCAUCCAGCCAGGGGAUGGAGGGGAAGACCCGGGCCCUCUGGACCAUAACACCCUGAGCCUGGUAGGGGUGGAUGGAGGUCUGCCUCAGGACGGGCUUCUGAGCUCCAUGGACCCUCUGGGCCCCUGCAGCAAUGGCACAGGACCCCUGGACCCUGAGGAUCUGGCUGAUGACAGUGUGCCUUACCCACGGAAGAUCACCCUGAUCAAACAGUUGGCCCGUAGCGUCAUUGUGGCCUGGGAGGCCCCAAUCGUUCCCCUGGGCUGGGGAAACAUCAGCUGCUAUGAUGUCCUGGUGGACGGCGAGGUGCGCGCCAGCGUGCCCUAUGGGGGCAGGACCAAAUGUCUGCUGGAGAAGCUGGAUCUGGACACAUACACACACCGCGUGUCCGUGCAGUGUGUGACGGACAGGGGCGUGUCGGACGAGCUCCGCUGCACCCUGAUGGUGGGGGCCAAUGUGGUGGUGGCGCCGUACGGUCUGCGCGUGGACGAGAUCCUGCGCGACUCAGCCGAGCUCUCCUGGUUGCCCAGCAACAGUAACUAUGGGCACACGGUGUUCCUGGACGGGGCAGAACAUGCUACGGUGAGGCCAGGGAGGUACAGGCUGCGCUUCGUCAACCUAAAGGCCAUGACGGUGUACAAGGUGAGGGUGGUGGCCCGGCCGCACCAGGUGCCAUGGCAACUGCUCAUGGAGCAGAGAGAGAAGAAGGAAGCUGCCGUGGAGUUCUGUACCCAGGCUGCUGGGCCAGGACCAUAUUCCAGAUCAGGCCCCCCAAUGCCCCCUCAGGAAGUGCAGGUGCAGUGUGGUCAAGCUCCAGGGGUCCUGCAGGUGCGCUGGAAGCCCCCUGUUCUCUCACCCACUGGAACCUCCAAUGGAGCCAACGUUAUCGGAUAUGCUGUCUGCACUAAAGGACAGAGGAUAGCGGAGGUGCUGUUCCCCCUGGCUGACUAUGUGACAGUGGAGCUGAACCGGAUCCAGUGUCUGGAGGCCAGGGAGGUCAUAGUGAGGACGUUGUCUGCCCAGGGAGAGUCUCAGGACUCCCACGUUGCCCCCAUUCCAAACAACCUUCUGGUGCCUCUUCCUCUGCCUGCACCCCUUCCACACCCACCGCAACCCCACGCUCCCCCGCUACACCUCCAGUCACCUCAGUUCCCCCAUCUACCCGCGCCUCACCCCCAGCCUCCCUCGCCCCUGCCUCAUGGACAACCCCUCCCUAACCAGCCUCUUCACCCUCAACCACACCUCCAACCGCUGGCCACUCAUCCCGUCGGCCAGCCUCACACACAGCCUCGCCCUCUUCACCCUGGUGGUCCUCCGCAGCCCCUGCACCUCCAGCCGCACCCCCCCCACUCCAUCCCCCAGCCCAUGCACCGCCUCCCCCUGCUGCCCCACCCACCCCCCCAGCUCUACCAGAGACCAGUAAGUGCCAGAGACCUGGAAGCCAAAGAGCAGGUGGUCCACCAUGGAGGCAUCCCCGGCCAGCCCUGGGACCCGGCCCGCUCGCCCUCCGCCCAGCCUCUUCCAGCCCCCAUGCACGGGCACACCCUAGAGGCCCCCCCCUCUGCCAAUCGGCGCUCGCCCUCCCCCCAGAGGAUCCUACCCCAGCCAAGGGGGACCCCAAUUCCAGACCAAAUGGCCAAAGCCAUCGCCCGUGAGGCAGCGCACAGGGUGGCUGCAGAGAGUAGCAGAAUGGAGAGAAGAGUGAUCUACAACGAGCAGGGCCAGGCAUUUCACCAACAGAACUCUGAUGAAGAAGAGGAUGAAGAUGGUUAUGACCACAGUCGCAGGAGACAGGGGGCCUCAGUGGACGAUUUCCUCAGGGGAUCCGAGCUGGGCAGGCCGGCCCACUACAGCCACAGUGAAGAGUACCACAGUGAGAGCAGCAGGGGUUCGGACCUUUCUGAUAUCAUGGAGGAGGAUGAGGAGGAGCUCUACUCUGAGAUGCAGCUGGAGGAGGGAAGGCGACGCAACUCCCACAAUGCACUCAAGAUUGGGAACACUCCUUCUGGCGGUCGUCUGAUUCGGGAGACGGGGAGGAGAACGCCCCGUGACGGUUCACAGCCCCAGAGGCGUCCUCUUAUGGUGCCUUCCAUUGAGAUAACCACAGAGAGUAACAGUGAAGGGAACCUCUCCCCCGUCAAGGAGGAUGUUUACUAUGGCAGUGUAGCACGGCACAGGACAUGGUGGUCCCGCCGACGCCCCACAGGCACCAAGCCUCACUAUAAUGAGGGAUACAGGGACCGGGAACGCCGUUCCCCUCCAUACUAUGACGAGUCGGAACCAGAAGAAUCGGUGCGGAUCUUUGUGGCUCUCUUUGACUACGACCCCCUGUCCAUGUCUCCCAACCCAGAUGCAGCAGACGAGGAACUGCCCUUCAAAGAGGGCCAGAUCAUCAGGGUAUAUGGUGAUAAGGACACGGACGGUUUCUACCGAGGGGAGAUCAGAGGAGGCAGGAUGGGUCUCCUGCCAUGCAACAUGGUGUCAGAAAUCAGAGCGGAGGACGACGAAACCAUGGACCAGCUCAUCAAGCAGGGCUUCCUCCCGCUCAACACGCCGGUGGAUAAAAUAGGAAUAGGUCAGGACAGAAGAGGACUCCGCCAGCAGCAGGCCACCAGGAGGAUGGUGGCCCUCUACGACUAUGAUCCCAGAGAGAGCUCACCCAACGUAGAUGUGGAGGCCGAGCUAACUUUCUGUGCUGGUGACAUCAUCGCUGUGUUUGGAGAGAUUGAUGAAGAUGGGUUCUAUUACGGUGAAAUGAAUGGCCACCGUGGCCUUGUCCCCUCCAACUUCCUGGAAGAAGUGCCUGACGAUGUGGAAGUGUACCUGACAGACACUCCGUCUCACUACGCCCAGGAUGAGCCUACCCACCGGCCUGAGACCAAACGGGUUACCCCGGACACCACAGAAAGCACAGCUCCGCCUGUCCGAGCUGCGUCCCCCACGGUCCGUCCCCUGUGUCCGCCAGGCACCAUGCGUCCCAUCAGCCCCACCAGGGGUCCCAUCAGCCCCACCAGGGGUCCCAGGGACUCCUGGAACCUCCGGGAAAACAAAAAGAAGAAGGGAAUCCUCUCCAAAGGGAAGAAACUGCUCAAGAGACUCUCGCCCGUGAAAUAAAGUGUUGCCAUCUGCCCCCAAAGCAGAAGCCAAGGGCCAAGUACUGUAUGUCGAAUCAGCUGGCCCGACCGCACCCAAGCGUGCGGAUGUAUUACAGGACAAUAUAUGUGAGCAUAAUCAAAUAUAUUCAGUGAUACCACAUGUAAGUCAUAAUGAUGAAACGAAUCGAUAUACAGUACAUGUAUUCACACAUGCUGUAUAACUGUGAUGUAAUCAACGGUGGGGGGGGGUAGUCCCAACUAGGAUUUUCAUGACAUUUCAGAAUGUUUUCUUUCAUCAAAUGUAUAUUAAGAGAUUAUUGGUGAUCAUAACAAUGCUUUCAUUUUCAGCAGGGUAACCACUGAGUAGCUUAUUCAAUUGUCAUUGUAUGGUCUCUAACAGAUACUACGUAGCUAAAAACAACAAUGUCGUGAUCGAUGUCAUUGGAAAACGACCAUACUCCUGAAACACUUGAGCAAAAACUCAACUAAUCAUAGCAUUCUGUCCACAAUGCUGGCUGCUAAUACAGAGGCUUUAUUCAGUGCAAUAUAUUACAGACAGGAUAGUGACAAAGGUUGCAAUCACUCUAAGAAUAUAAUGGUCUACAAAGUCUUUGGGCCCAAGGCACUAGCAAGGUAGACAAAGCUACAUGGGGUUUGACGUUUGAACCAUCUCAGUGGCCUUUAUGAAAAGGAUACGAGCAAGAUAGCCCUUAUUUUCUAUGGUUGAACAGGUUUUUAGACUUACACCAGUCUUUGCCAAGGACCCCUGCUGCAUCUCUGCAGUUUUGUUUGAUCAAAAAGAAAAAGAGUUGUUUACUUGUUAUUGCUGUACAACUGUCAUGAAACCCCUAGUUAAAGACAACCUUCUGUGUUUGCCUUCCAAUUGCACAAAUGUGUGUGUUUUGUCUGAUGAAUGGAAAAGCUGCGUGUGUGUGUGUGUGUUUUGAGGGUGUAUUAUGGCUUUAUAAAAUACUUUGGAUUGAUUGAUUAUGUGUUUAUGUUGGGGGCGUAGUGUGCGGACGUGUUGAGGAUAUAGUGUGUGUGACCGUGUGCUCAGUGUGCAUUCAUGUCUGUGCAUCCUCCCCCCCCCCCCAUAUAUAGGACAUGUAGUUAUGAGUGAUGUGAUCUAAGUGGUGUGCUGCUGACUACACUACCGGUGUAAUGUUCAGUCUGUCAGAGGACGACUGGGUUCCCCUUUCAGCCAUUUUAGUGAAGAUGUCAAGAUUCUGCACCAUUUACUUGUUUACACUCUUAUAGACCUCAUGCCAAACUGUCUUUGGAGUCAAGGUGAAGGGAGGGAGGACCUACAUACUGUACCAACCAUAUCUAGCAGUAGUAAUUUGGGUUUAUGGGGUUAAAUGAGUGCUACAUUAAAGGAGUAUCCAGCUGAUUAAUUAAUUAACUGUAGAGGCUUUUAUAGCCAUAAAACAAAAACUAUCCUGUACCUUUUCUGAACCAUUCUUUAUAACCCAUAAUGUUAUUCUGUAAUAGUUAACCUCAGUUGCUGGACAACCAGUUUGAUUGGCGUAAUCAUAAAACUUGUCAAUUACUUAAUAUGACAGCUUUUUUUCUGACAGUGUUUGUACUGACAGAGAAAACUAGCACAACCCCAAAAAGUUGGUACACUGUAAAAUGAAAAUAGAAAUAGAAUGCAAUGAUGUGCAAAUCAUUUAAACCCUAUAUUCAA
This is a messenger RNA of Esox lucius (northern pike), 5995 nucleotides long. RefSeq names its product RIMS-binding protein 2 (gene rimbp2a). NCBI's taxonomy places the organism in Eukaryota, Metazoa, Chordata, Actinopteri, Esociformes, Esocidae. Gene Ontology annotation, biological process: neuromuscular synaptic transmission. The transcript has 22 exons. Bases 440 to 4327 code for a protein of 1295 amino acids. The record is from RefSeq and is a predicted model, not a curated record. Gene Ontology annotation, molecular function: protein binding.